GUAUCAAGGCGCACAUUUUCCAGGCACUCUCUCAGAGUACACAGCUCUGCUUCGAAGAGAUAUUCUAGAACAUACUUCUGGAAUGCAUAGAGUCAUUUGCCUGGUGCUACUGUCAAGCCCUUGGAUCUUUCCCUGUGAAGGAUACAACCCUUGCUGUGCACAACCUUGCCAAAACCAGGGUGUGUGUUUAUCCAAGGGCGCUGAUGCCUAUGAAUGUGAUUGUACCAGGACAGGAUAUUAUGGUGUGAACUGCACUACCCCUGAGGUUUUCACACUCCUCAAAUCCACACUGAAACCAAGACCAAGCCUUGUGCAUCACUUUUUAACACAUUAUAAAUGGAUCUGGGACAUCAUCAACAACAUCUCUUAUCUGAGAGACACCAUAAUGCGCUAUAUCCUGACAUCAAGGUCACACCUGGUUGACAGUCCACCAACAUACAAUGCAGAUUAUGACUACAAAAGCUGGGAAGCAUACGCCAACCUGUCCUACUACACUCGCAGUCUUGCACCAUUGCCCAAGAACUGCCCUGCACUUGAUCUCCCUAAUGCAAAGCAGGUGGUGGAGAAGGUGCUCUUGAGGAAACAAUUCAUCCCUGAUCCACAGAGGACCAGUCUCAUGUUUGCUUUCUUUGCCCAGCAUUUCUCUCACCAGUUCUUCAAGACUGACUUUAAAAAAGGACCAGCCUUCACCGAAGCUCUAGGUCAUGGAGUGGAUUUGGGGCAUAUUUAUGGGGAGACAUUGGAAAGACAACACAAACUUCGCUUAUUUAAAGAUGGCAAGCUGAAGUAUCAGGUUGCAGAUGGAGAGGUGUACCCUCCUCUAGUGAAGGAUGUCCAGGUGGAGAUGCAUUACCCUCCUCACGUCUCAGAGGAACAGAAAUUUGCUGUGGGCCAUGAGGCCUUCGGUUUGGUUCCAGGUUUGAUGAUGUAUGCUACCAUUUGGCUGCGUGAGCACAAUCGUGUCUGCGAAAUCAUGAAGCAAGAACAUCCUGACUGGAAUGAUGAGAGAAUCUUCCAAACCACCCGACUCAUCCUGAUUGGUGAGACCAUCAAAAUUGUGAUUGAGGAAUAUGUUCAGCACCUGAGUGGCUACCACUUCAAGCUCAAGUUUGACCCUGAGCUUCUCUUCAGUCAACGCUUCCAGUACCAGAAUCGCAUUGCAGCCGAAUUCAACACUCUUUAUCACUGGCAUCCGCUGAUGCCCGACAACUUUCAGAUCCAGAAUCAGGUCUAUGGCCACCACCAGUUCAUAUUUAACAACUCCAUAGUGACAGAACAUGGCAUCAGCAACCUGGUGGAGUCCUUCACUAAGCAGAGGGCUGGACGGGUUGCUGGUGGAUGGAACCUGCCAGUUGCAGUGCAGGGAGUAGCUGUUAAAGCUCUCGAGCAUUCCAGAGCGAUGCGCUACCAGUCUUUUAAUGCCUACAGAAAACGUUUCAACAUGAAGGCCUAUUCCUCCUUUGAGGAAAUGACAGGAGACAAGGAGCUAGCAGCUGAACUGGAGAAGCUAUAUGGUCAUAUAGAUGCAGUUGAGCUGUAUCCUGGUCUUCUUGUGGAGAAGCCCAGACCCAAUGCUGUCUUUGGGGAGACAAUGGUGGAGAUGGGAGCUCCCUACUCUCUCAAAGGCCUCAUGGGAAAUGCUAUUUGUUCUCCUGAAUACUGGAUGCCCAGCACAUUUGGUGGGAAAGUGGGUUUUGACAUUGUUAACACUGCCACGUUAAAGAAGCUGGUGUGCUUGAACAUCAAAGGACCCUGUCCAAUGGUUUCCUUUCAGGUACCUGAUGUGAAAUAUCAGAAAACAAGUUUAGAAAACGUCAAUUCAAGCACAGGGCACUCUACGCAAAAUAAUAUUAAUCCAACCGUUGUCUUGAGAGAGCGGAGUUCAGAGCUCUAAAUCACUGUCAAUGUUUUCACCGUGAUACUUGAUUUAACAAUUCAAUUUCUAUUUAUUUGUUAAUUUAUUUGAAUUAUUUAUUGACAUAUGUGUUAUUUGACAUUCUGUGUUAUUUGGCAUUAAGUGAUUUAAUAUUAAUACUUGAAAAAAGAGAAACUCCCUUGUUACGUCAGUUGUUCUCAUGAAACCCUCUUAUGUUGAAAGGAGGGAUAUUUUUUUAAAACGAUGUUGAAUGUAGUUGGUUUUUAUACCAACAAUGUUAUUUUCUCUGAAUAAAAUAAUUUUGACUUUUUACAUAAGUUAGGUAUCAUUUAUUGCCAGUUACUCUUGAC
Messenger RNA from Xyrauchen texanus (razorback sucker), 2226 nucleotides. RefSeq names its product prostaglandin G/H synthase 2-like. The record is from RefSeq and is a predicted model, not a curated record. The transcript is spliced from 9 exons. Gene Ontology annotation, cellular component: neuron projection; cytoplasm. Gene Ontology annotation, molecular function: prostaglandin-endoperoxide synthase activity; heme binding; peroxidase activity. Bases 83 to 1894 code for a protein of 603 amino acids. NCBI's taxonomy places the organism in Eukaryota, Metazoa, Chordata, Actinopteri, Cypriniformes, Catostomidae. Gene Ontology annotation, biological process: cyclooxygenase pathway; response to oxidative stress.